UUGUAUUACUUUUUUUUUUUUUUAAAUGAUAAAGUAUGACUUUAACUCGUCACUCGCUGAGUUCCAACGUUACUGUGGUUUCAAUCCAAACCGACCGGGUUUCAUUCCAGAGUCCCGCAGUCACGUGGCACCAAAAAUACCUGAGCUCAACACCGGUUUAACUUCCACAGACAGUUCGUCACGGACGAAGGACUUCAUCAGCAGAGGUACCGACAGAUCAGCCGGCGGCGUCUUGACAAAUGUGUAUUAGAAGAAGAAAGAUCCAGAAGAUCCAAAGAGUUUAGACCAAGCACAUCAUCUUGACAUCCAUAGCCACCCUGCUUUCUUCAGCCCAACCAUGAGGGAUCGAUUGUCCAACUUGAAACAACUGUCCAACGGCCAUGUUGAGCCGAUGGAAUAUAAGGAGGCCAUCGUCUCAGACUCCUUCAGCAAUGUUGAUUUAGAGGAGGAGUUGCCCCACGAGGCGGUCGUUUUUGACAACAGUCCUGCUCUGGCCGGGGUCUUUGCUCAGUCGCAAGACAUCCAAAAAGACAUCCAGCUAAUCCGCCUGGAGGUGAGACGGCUUCGCGAGCAAAACUCUCGCAUUCUCCAGUGCACCACCACCACGAGUACAAUCAAAAGGGAUUCCAACGCCAUUGGGGCAGACAUAAAAGCUAAGGCUGAGAAGGUGCUAGCAAACCUGCGAGACAUGGACGAGACUGCACACAAGCUAGAAGAACAGCAUGGUUCCAAUUCUGCCAUCACUCGUAUAGCCAGAACACAGUACGCCUGCCUUAGCAACGGAUUCCGUGAUGUUAUGUUCGACUAUAAUGAGGCAGAGAUGAGCCAUCGGGAGAACUGCAAAGCUCAGAUUCAGAGGCAGAUGGAGAUAGUUGGACGUGAGGUGACUGGUGAGGAGGUGGAAGAGAUGAUUGAGACCGGGCAGUGGAACGUCUUCAAUGACAGCAUUUUGACUGAAGGUAAAACAGCAAGGUCAGCUCUGAACCAGAUUGAGAAGCGUCACCAAGAGUUAAUGGACUUGGAGUCUCGCAUCAAGGGCAUCCAUGAAAUUUUCCUGGACAUUGCCCUGCUGGUGGAGGAGCAGGGACCCAUGAUGACCUCCAUCCAAACCAAUGUUCAGAAAACAGAUGGACGCAUACAAGGUGCUAUUGUCGAACUUGAAACAGCCAAACGCUAUGACCGGAACAACCCCUUUAAAAAGAUGUUCUGCAGCUGUUUUCCUUGCGUUGACUAAGAACUGUAAAGCUGAAGUCACCAACCAGUCAUCCAUAUUUUCCAUCCUGCACUAUCAAGCUGGUUAUUGACAAGAUUGGUGCUCCAGUCACUAUCAACACCCAACCAAGAUAAUUGUUAAAAAAAAAUAAAUCAAUUGUUAUUAUGUAUAUCUGAUCUGUCAAUGUUUCUCCAAGUACCAUUAGUUGCGGUUUAUGAUGGUUGUACAACGUGUAUCAACACGGUUUGUAGAACAUAUAUUCAACACAAUAAAUAAAGGCUUGUUACUGAAGAGGGGUGUAAAAGUUUUGAUCUGGUGGUUUCAAAGCUUGAUCUCACUGCUUAAAGUGGCAUUAAUCAGCGUGUGUAAGGGGCUUCUUUUACAAUCAAUCAAUCAAUUUUUUUAUAUAGCGCCAAAUCACAACAAACAGUUGCCCCAAGGCGCUUUAUAUUGUAAGG
Messenger RNA from Thalassophryne amazonica, 1671 nucleotides. Its product is annotated as syntaxin-11-like. The record is from RefSeq and is a predicted model, not a curated record. Gene Ontology annotation, biological process: exocytosis; intracellular protein transport; synaptic vesicle fusion to presynaptic active zone membrane. Gene Ontology annotation, molecular function: SNARE binding; SNAP receptor activity. The transcript is spliced from 2 exons. Lineage: Eukaryota; Metazoa; Chordata; Actinopteri; Batrachoidiformes; Batrachoididae. Gene Ontology annotation, cellular component: presynaptic active zone membrane; endomembrane system; plasma membrane. The coding region runs from base 338 to 1234 and encodes 298 amino acids.